AUGGAUCUACAAGGUACAAAAGAAGCCCGAAAGGAGGAGGGCGAAGGUUCUCUCGAGGCAUAUGGUGCUGGGGGUAGUCGUUCGAAAGAGUAUCACAAGAACGAGGGGCGGGAUUCUCACAACCGCGAUGACCGAACUUCUAUUCAUCCGCUUCGUCGACGUCAACCACCAUUCGCCUAUCCUCAUGGAUCUCAAAGAAACAAUGCAUCACCAGCCACCGCCGUGACUCGGCCUCGAGAGCCCUCGCCUUCACCGGAAGCUAUCAGUAUACCUCAAGCGUUGGGACUAAGCUCCCGCGACCAGCGACUACUGCGCAAGGCUCGGAGAUCCCCACCGGUUACGAAGAAGACGCUCAGCGAACUUGACUUGCCAUGUAUCAUGGGCAACAUUAACUUACGCAUGGACGCCAAUUUCGACCGCGAUUUGCACUUCAAGCCUGAUCUAGAUGGAGAAAAGGGCAAACGGAAGCGGAAAGAAGCUACAGACUAUUGGGACUCAUUGGCCUCAGAGAUUGCUAUUUACGCUUUCCGUGCUGCCAGUGCGGAUAUCGCUGUUGAGGAAGUCGAGUCGAUUGACGGUACUCGACGCACUUUUGAUCCCCGUUUGCCUGCCCUGUUCGAGACAUUACAGGACGUCAUCAAGACCCUCGUCCCAGAACGAGACCAUCCGACUGUGAUGCAGAAUUUGGAAGUUCCCUUACUCAUGCAACAAAUCCGCAAAGGCGUUCUUGACAUGCUUGCCCUGGCGACGUGGCUCGCUGCCCUGCUCAAAACACAUUGCGCCCCGAUGCGUGAUGAUUGGGCAGAUUGUAUGGUUAGCCAAAUCGAAAAGGGUUCAAAAUCGCAAGACCCGCGGGAGAUUGUCAAUGGUCUUCAGACACUUUUCGCCAUCUUGGAAGCGAUGAAGUUGGACGUCGCUAACCACCAAAUUCGAGCAUUCCGCGUCCUGUUGAUUGAAGAUACAGUUCCAUUCCUCCAAGAAUACUUCCAGGGCAAAAUGAAUCGCGGCAGCUUCCAAGUUGAGCCCGCCCGCGAGUGGUAUCUUACCGUGCGAUCCCAAGCCCGUCAAGAAGACGAGACCGACCCCAAAGCCCAGACCGAAACAGAAGAUACACUCAAACCCCUCGAAGCCCUCUUUCGCGGUAUCUCCGACCAACUCCUCCAAUUCUCUCCACCAAAGGAUUUUCCCGAAACCUUCCUCUUCGACUCCGAGCGCCUUUGGCAACUCCGCUCCACCGUCCAAAACCUAAUCAACCUCGACAUCUCCUGGUACAUAUUUGAAUCAUAUGUAAACAAGCACAAGCGGUAUCUCUCAGCCCCGGAAGAAACCUACUCCACGUUCCGCUCGCGCAUCUGGUCCCUAAUGGAAGACGGCAUGGAUCUGGACAACCGCAUCGCCGGAAACCCGGGCGACAACGACGACGACCCCGAUCACCGCGGCGGAAAACGCUGGACCCAGAAUAUGCGCUGCAUCGCGCUGGAAAUUGCCCGGUUUGCUUGCGCGGCGCUGCAGCUUGACGCUGUCGUCGCGGAUGAGGUUAUCGCGCCCAUUGAAGAGGCCCUCGAGUGGCAUCUCUCCAAUGAGUCUGAUCUCUUUGCUUAUUUCCAGGAUAGCAUGCGUGCUAAGGUCCUCGCUGCCACGUUGUCCGCAGCGAAACGGUACUUGCCCCUUUCGCCGCUGGCGAUCUGUGAAUCGCAGCGGGUACCGCCGACUGCGGCUUCUGGGCCAGUCAAUACAGUUGCGGCUGGGUCAGGGUCUGGGCAGGCCUUGACGCCCCAGCAAUCAGAUAUUGAGCGUAUUGGUAUGCGUCUUGCUCAUAUGGGUGUUUUGCACUGGCGUGUUUGGGCGCCGCUGUUAUACCUUCGCGAUGAAAUUGCGAUGGCGGAGCUUGAGCCGGCUUUGGUAUAG
Messenger RNA from Penicillium soppii, 1908 nucleotides. RefSeq names its product TCP11 family protein. The transcript is spliced from 2 exons. Bases 1 to 1908 code for a protein of 635 amino acids. NCBI's taxonomy places the organism in Eukaryota, Fungi, Ascomycota, Eurotiomycetes, Eurotiales, Aspergillaceae. The record is from RefSeq and is a predicted model, not a curated record.